This is a messenger RNA of Purpureocillium lilacinum, 1155 nucleotides long. RefSeq names its product putative aryl-alcohol dehydrogenase aad14. NCBI's taxonomy places the organism in Eukaryota, Fungi, Ascomycota, Sordariomycetes, Hypocreales, Ophiocordycipitaceae. The record is from RefSeq and is a predicted model, not a curated record.
AUGGCAGAAGCUAUCUUCGGCGCGGCCCCGGAGCCCAAGACGGAGCUCGGGCGGUACCGCAUCCUGUCGUCCUCGGCGGGCAUCCGCGUGUCGCCGCUCCAGCUGGGCGCCAUGUCCGUGGGCGACGCCUGGUCCAGCUUCAUGGGCUCCAUGUCCAAGGAGCAGUCGUUCAAGCUGCUCGACCACUUCGCGGCCGCGGGCGGCAACUUCAUCGACACGGCCAACAACUACCAGGCGGAGCAGUCGGAGGCGUGGCUCGGCGAGUGGAUGGCGGCGCGCAAGAACCGCGACCAGAUGGUCGUCGCGACAAAGUACACGACCGACUACAAGUCGUACGCGCUGGGCAAGGGCCGCGCGCCCAACCACUGCGGCAACUCGCGCCGCAGCAUGCACGUCAGCGUGCGCGACUCGCUGCGCAAGCUGCAGACGGACUGGAUCGACAUCCUCUACGUCCACUGGUGGGACUUCACCACGUCGGUGCGCGAGAUCAUGGACGCCCUGCACAUUCUCGUCCAGCAGGGCAAGGUGCUGUACCUGGGCGCCUCGGACACGCCCGCCUGGGUCGUGAGCGCCGCCAACGAGUACGCCCUCGCGCACGGCAAGACGCCCUUCAGCAUCUACCAGGGCCGCUGGAACGUCAUGAAGCGCGACUUUGAGCGCGAGAUCAUCCCCCUGGCGCGCCACUACGGCAUGGCCCUCGCGCCCUGGGACGUCCUCGGCGGCGGCAAGUUCCAGACCAAGAAGGCCAUCGAGGAGCGCAAGAAGAAGGGCGAGGGCCUGCGGUCCAUCUUCACGGGCGACCAGAGCGAGGAGGAGAGGCGCGUGAGCGAGGCGCUCGAAAAGGUCGCCCAGGAGCACGGCGUCGAGUCCAUCACGGCCAUUGCGCUCGCGUACGUGAGGGCCAAGGCGCACAACGUGUUUCCCCUGGUCGGCGGCCGCAAGACGGAGCACUUGGACGACAACAUCCGCGCCCUGAGCAUCAAGUUGACGCCGGAGCAGGUCGACUUCCUGGAGGGCGUGACCAACUUUGACAUUGGCUUCCCCAACGACUUUAUUGGGCCGGAUCCCCAUGUGACGGGCAAGUUUACCGGGUUGGCGGCUGCCAAUGCGCCGCUGCAGGUAGAGCUGGAUUCGAAGCCUGUAGGCUUGGCUUGA